This is a messenger RNA of Adelges cooleyi (spruce gall adelgid), 2517 nucleotides long. It is a transcript of the gene ABCB7, whose product is annotated as iron-sulfur clusters transporter ABCB7, mitochondrial. Bases 253 to 2286 code for a protein of 677 amino acids. Lineage: Eukaryota; Metazoa; Arthropoda; Insecta; Hemiptera; Adelgidae. The transcript is spliced from 12 exons. Gene Ontology annotation, molecular function: ATP hydrolysis activity; ATP binding; ABC-type transporter activity. Gene Ontology annotation, cellular component: mitochondrial inner membrane. Gene Ontology annotation, biological process: transmembrane transport; intracellular iron ion homeostasis. The record is from RefSeq and is a predicted model, not a curated record.
AUAAUAAACUAGAUUGCUAACUGUACAUGUCAAAAAUAAUUUCUUGUCUGUAUCAAAAGGCAGAACAACCAAUAAUUGUUAUGACUUGUGAUAAUAAUAAUUAUGAACUAUGGUCUAAGAGUUCGGUACUGAUAAAAGACGAAAAAAGUCACUUGCCACUUGCCACUUUUGAACCAAAAAAACAACAAUGUAUGGUGGACGAGUGUGAGGUUUGAGUUUUGUUUUUUGUCGUUUCUACUGUGCUCUUGAAGUAUGUCAAUUGUAAUUAGUCGACCGCCAUUGUGCAGAGGCAUUAUUCUUUUGAACGGUCGUUAUAAGGCCUUUUCAACUUGUCUAGUUAAUUGCAACAAUGCUUUUAACAACCGUCAAAAAAAUGCACAUGUACCUAAAACGACUUCGCCGACUACGACAAAGUACCAUAUUGGAGGUUCACAUAUUAAAGAAAGCUUGCCUGUAAUAGAUGCAAAAUCUAUAACUGGCAAAGAAAUGAUACUCGGUAUGAUGCAAUAUAUUUGGCCUAAGAACGAUUCAGCGAUUCGAAAACGUGUAACUUUGUCUUUGGGUUUGUUGGCUACUGCUAAAGUGUUAAAUGUAUCGGUACCGUUCCUACUUAAGUACGCAAUGGAUGAAUUAAAUGUUAAAGUGGGUCCUGCGGGGGAAGCAUUAUUGACAAUGGAUUCGGCACCCGAAACCGUUUUAACUGUAGUUACAACACUGCUGAUAUCAUAUGGAGUAUGUAGAGCUGCUGCUGCCGGUAUGAAUGAAUUGCGUAACGCUGUGUUUGCAAGUGUUGCCCAACAGUCGAUUAGGAAAAUUGCCCGAAACGUUUUUUUACAUCUCCACAAUUUGGAUCUUAGUUUUCAUUUAUCCAAGCAAACUGGCGCUCUCUCCAAGGUCAUAGAUCGAGGGAGUCGAGGAAUAAACUUUGUACUUACGGCUAUGGUUUUUAACAUAGUACCUACAGUGUUUGAAUUAGCUCUAGUCAGCACCAUUCUUGGGUUUAAAUGUGGACCAGAUUUUGCUGCUCUAUCCUUUGGCUGUGUCUUUGUAUAUACGACGUAUACCUUGUUGAUCACUCAGUGGCGGACCAAGUUUCGUAUCUACAUGAAUCAAGCAGAAAACGAGGCCGGUAAUAAAGCCAUGGACUCGCUUAUUAACUACGAAACAGUAAAGUAUUUCAAUAACGAGUUGUACGAAGCCGACAGGUAUGAUCGUGUACUGCAAAAAUUCGAAGCAGCAUCGCUGAAAACCAGUUCUAGUUUAGCGCUUUUAAAUUUUGGUCAAAAUGCUAUCUUCAGUGUAACAAUGAGUGCAGCAAUGAUACUGGCUGCCAAACAAAUAGCCGAAGGUAAUAUGACCAUUGGCGAUUUAGCAAUGGUAAACGGUUUGCUUUUUCAAUUGGCAAUGCCUCUAGGAUUUUUGGGAUCCGUUUAUCGAGAAGUACGACAAGCAUUACUCGAUAUGCAGAGUAUGUUUGCACUUAUGGCUUGCGAUCCAACAAUUAAGAGCAAAGUGAAUGCAGUGCCGUUAAGCGUGACCCAAGAAAAUGCUUCGAUUGAAUUCCGAAACGUUAGUUUUGAAUAUCAACAGGGCAAACGUAUCUUGGACAAUGUGUCGUUUAACGUACCUCCCGGCAAGAAAGUUGCUAUAAUUGGAGGAUCCGGAAGUGGCAAGUCAACUAUAAUUAGAUUGAUGUUUCGAUUUGUCGAACCGAUUUCGGGUGAAAUAUUUAUCGGCGGCGAAAACAUAAAGGACAUUGAUAUUGACAGUUUGCGAAAAUGCAUGGCCGUUGUUCCUCAGGAUUCAGUUCUGUUCCAUGACACGAUCAUGUACAAUCUUCAUUACGGCAACUUGAGUAAAACAGAUAACGAUGUUAUCGAAGCGGCCAAACUAGCGGAACUACACGACUCGGUGUUGAAACUUCCAAAAGGGUAUUCGACUCAGGUCGGCGAACGAGGUCUCAUGAUUUCCGGCGGUGAAAAGCAACGUGUGUCGAUAGCUAGAGCUAUUCUCAAAGGAAGUCCCAUAUUGAUAUUCGACGAAGCCACGUCGUCUUUGGACUCCAUAACACAACAGAACAUAUUGAAGGCGCUACGGAGAGCCACAAAGGACAAGACCAGCGUGUGUAUUGCUCAUCAGCUGUCCACCAUCAGGGACUCGCACGAGAUAUUGAUUUUACGCAACGGUAAAAUAGAAGAACGUGGCACACAUCAACAACUCGUUAACAACCCUACACAGUAUGCGAAAAUGUGGCAAAUUCAACAAGAUCAACUAUGUUACGAUUAAAAACAUAUGUGUGUGUGUGUGUGUUUAAUAUCGUUCAAUAUAAAUCCACUCGUUCGCAACGACCAAAUUGUUGAUUUUUUUUUUUGUUAUUUUAUUUUAUUAAGAGUUGAAAAUUGCUUAAAACUGUAUCUGUAAUUUAUCAUACAUGUCGAUGUAAAAAAUAAUAGACUAUAGUCAUUAGUUAAAUGAUUAUUUUACUACAAUAUUGAAAUAUACUGUAAUAUUACCAGA